Molecule: messenger RNA, 6847 nt
Organism: Anastrepha obliqua
Lineage: Eukaryota; Metazoa; Arthropoda; Insecta; Diptera; Tephritidae
Product: homeobox protein 5
Exons: 8
Coding region: 942-6002 (1686 amino acids)
Source: RefSeq, a predicted model, not a curated record
AGCGAAUGGUUGGUUGGUUGAAUGUUUACUACUACACAUUUCGUGUCACAAAGUACAAGUGCAUUGGAAAACAAGCAACAAACGUGUGAAAAAAUGGAAAGAAAAAACUAAAAGGAACAUUUGUUGUUUUUGCGGUGAUGCAUUUGCUAUUCUGGACGCUUAGACGCGGCGCGUGUGACUCCAAAAGAUAUUAAAUGACAUUCACAUGUAGUUAGUGUGGCGAAAGAAAGACACUGGAGUGCAGUGAUAUUCAAAAUUAAUACGGAAAAUAUUUAAAAUAUUUUACAUACUUACUAUGCAAAGGAAAUUUGUUGUGGCUGCUUAGCGGUGACAGUGUCGAAAUGUGCAGAAAUUUCGUAUAAUGAAUACAACAAAAGCAAUCGAUUCGUGAAUAACGUUUAAGCAAAAAUUUGUGCACAUACAUAUUUAUGUACUAAGCCUAUUUCCAUGGUGAUAUAGUACGGCAGUGUGUGUUAUCUGAUAGUUUGGAGAGCAAAAUAUUUUAAAAGCUCCAAUCGCGAAUCAUUUUUUCAUUUAAAUAUGUGUGCAUGUAUAUGUAAGUGUAGUUUAGCACUUGCAUGCAAGCAAUAAAAUGCGCGCCUGCGCACUGAUGCAACUCUAAGGAAAUCGCUGAAAAAAUCGCUGAAAAAAUCGCAUUAGAAAAAAAACAAAAUUUGAAUAUGAAUUUGAAAAGAAUGUGUUAAACUUGUACGAGUACGAGCUGUUGCAAGAGUUUUCCUACUUUUAGCACAUAAAAUAGCGCGCAACAACAGAAAUCUACAAAUGCAAUCCAACCGGGGCCGCUAUAACAGUAACGGGCUGUUGCAACGCGCAAAUAAAAAUUGUGAAAAUUAAAAAUUUUUAGUGUAGAAACGCAGCGCAAGCACAACUGUAAAAAUAAAUUAUAAACUAAUAAAUUAAUAUAGCAAACUAGUGUUACAAUGGAAACGGCAAAUGCACCGCUGCUUACCGCCUCCGCCCCAGCUGCUGCGGCUGUAACGCCCACAAGGCCACUAAAAACCACUGCAGCAGCUACGGCUGCCGCCGCCAUCGCCGCCGCAGCGGCAUCAUCAGCAUCACCACUAAGUGAUUUAGCCGCCUCAGUAGCGGUAAAUACCACAUCUACACAAACACCUAGCGCUACUCCAACAGCUGCUCUAUCGCCCACAAUGCCAGUGCCAAUGGCGGCAACAACAGCAACAGCUUCUUCAUCGCCAACACCUUCGCCAUCAUCGGCGUUUACCGCAUUCGCCACCACACAGGCGCUGCUGCAGCUACCUUUGGAAUUGCAGCAGACACUGGCGAGCGCGGCCGCUGUGGCCGGUUACCUACCAUCAACGUAUCUAAUGGAUUUAUAUAACAGCAGCACAAUUGCGAACACAGCAGAUCCAUAUCCGGAUGCACCAACUCAAUUGGUGCCUUGCCCCAUCUGCCGCCGUACCUUCAAUCCGGUUACGCUGCAGAAGCAUGUGGGCAUUUGCGAGAAAAUGGCGACCAAAAAGCGUAAUGUUUUUGAUUCAUCACGACAGCGACGCGAAGGCACCGAAUUGGCUAGCUAUCCGUUGCCGAAGAACUUCGGAUUGCCGACAACGAAGCAAGAGCCGCGCGGACAGUCACCUAAGCCGUUGCAGCACAUUGCUUCACCCAUAUUGACGCGCAAAAAGUCGAACGGCGGUGAGGAGCUGGCGCGCAGUACCGCACGCGCCUCAAUGCGCAAAUUGGCAACCGCUACCACUGCACACAAUCAAUCACAUAGCGUCACACCCUCAGCCGCCGCCACCAGCGCCGUUCCCGCCCACAACGCCAACAGUCAAAUGAACGUGUCAACCUCGUCGACCACAUCGCUGCCCGGUGCCGGCAACUUUACACGCGAUCGUAUGCGCUCGUCCGAGCGUUCACUCGCCAAACGCAUACAGCCACCGCCGGCCGAACAGUGUCCACACUGUGAACGCUGCUUCGGCCCGAAAGCCUACGACCGGCAUGUGGAGUGGUGCAAGGAAAAGGCAUUGCAGGCUUCCAUCAAACAAACGGCAAAAACCGAACAAAACUUGGCCAAAGAGCGACUGGAGGCGCGCACAAAAUACCGAGCACCCUGUCUCAAAACUAAGCGUUCGAUAAAUCGUGACAAAUACGCGGGUUUGGCAGGUGAUGAGAACGAAAUCGGCGACAGUGUGAGAGCGGGAUACGCCAGUCACCAUAACAAUAGCAGCAGCAACAACAAUACCAGCAGUAGUAUACUAAACGGUAUUAGCAGCAUCGAUGACAGCAACAAAUUUAACAGUAGCGGCAACAAUAACGGGCUUAUGUCACUAUCGAUGACAUCUUCACUGACCAGUGAGAGCGGUCUACCAUCCGACAAAUACGAUCCUUUCAUCUCGGCAAAGCGUCAACUGGAGGAGCUUUGUUCAUCCUCACCCCCAAGCAAUCCUUCCUUCUCCCCUAACGUCUCACAAACUUCUCCACAAACUCCUUCGGCUCUAGCCGGUUUGCCCACAAAAAUGUCCACUUCCCUCACACUGAGCACUUCUACGCCCCUCUCGAGUCCCUUGACGACAAACUCACAAAAUCAGCGCAUACCGACGACACCUUCCGUGACCACUAACAAGACAUCAACGAACUUUCGACGCACAUCAUCUUUACGUGGUCCGCGUCGUUCGCCGAUGCUCUCUUCACGUCCAUUGUUUGCGCAAAAUCAUCGUCCUACUAUACAACGUGGCCUCUCUGACGAGGGACCAAUCUCAACUAACUUUCUUAAACCGGAGGAAUACGACGAGAUGCCGGUACGUUCGGUGUGUGUAAACGAUUACGCAGUUACAAAGAGUCCACGUGUCGCUCGUCGCGAUAAUAGUCUCUCUAAUCGUAAACAAAGUCUCAAACUCAAUGUACAGGGUAAUGCAGCUGCGGUGGCAUCAAACUCCGCCACGAAUACUCCCAAUUGCUCGACUAUGUUGGGUGUGAACAGCAGUGAUGAGCUAAUGAACUCAGCUGCCAAAUAUCUCUCCAAAACCGACUCACUAGCGGCAUUCCUCAAGUACGAGAGAGACCUAGAGAAACUCAACGCACAAACCACAACAGACGCUAGUGUUAACGCGUCCUCCAAUAAACCAAUUGAACUUAGUGCGUCCAACUCUCCAGCAACGAACCUCAAUAAUCCCGUCAUAACGAAGGAGUUCAAAGACAAGAGCAACACAUUGAGUAAGCAAAACUCCGCCAAGAGUAUCAAAGCAGAAUAUAUCGAAUCAUCAAACUGUUCAGCAGGCGGUGUGGAACAGGAAAAUGUUUGCCAACAUCUGCCCACGCCCGUUCCAAACACCCCAUCUACAGCUGAGGUUUCGGCAUACGAGAGAGAAACUGUGAGCCCGCAAAAGACACAAGCACUGCGGUUAGAGCCUAUAACGUUGCCUCAUGUCACUUCCACGCCAGCAGCAAAGCAGAGUGCAGAGCUUAAAGAGGCCACGCCAACACAAUUGCCAAUUGUAAGUCAACCAAUUAACUUAAAUGCUCACUACAGCGGCUCGAAGCCGCAACCGACUACAUCCCUAUCCGCGUUCGGUAAGGAUGGUAAGAGCUCCUCAAGCAGUGAAUACAUCGACCCCAAGUUAAUAAAUAAAUGCGAUAAUCUUCCAGUGAAUCUAAACCCUGUGCGCACUCUGAAAUGCGUAGGCGGUAACAAUGCGGAACGUCGCCCUGAUUUCUCUUCCUCCUCCUCAGAGUGCUCAACAACGCAGACCGGCCCGAUUUCGCAGCUAACAAAGUUACUGCCGCUUACAAAACCGACUGAGAUCCAACAUUUGGCGUCACAAAAUGCGCCAGCGGUGAAAGCACCCAGUCAGGCCGUGGACAUUCCUGCUCGACCGCCAAUGACUGAAGAUGCUCAGGUGAAUACUCAUUCGACAUUAAGUCAACGCAGCUCAACUGAAGGCAGGAAUUUGCUGAAUCGCAAAAAACGACUCGGACGCAAUCAUUUUCUUUACGAUGGCUCUCCCGAAGCAGAUGACUCCUGCUCUGCUGACGAUGAAGCGAAUCGUUCGUCGGCUGAAUAUUAUGAAUCUAAGUAUCGAUCGUCGUAUCAGCAGCAGCAGCAGCAGCAGCAGAAACAACAGCAACCGCAGACAUAUUUCGCUAAUACGCAUGGACAGUUCGCGCCACUGAAGACGCCGCCAAUUGUACCUCCUUUACCAAUUUUCGACGACUUUGACUUUGAGGAAUUUCUCUCGUCAUUCGAGAAUGACGAUGAACAAUUUCCUCUAUUUAAGGACUGUAGGGAAUUUCUCUUGAAUCGCACGUCGAAUAAGCAACGUUCGACGCUGACGCCGAAUUCAAUGUAUACGAAUAACAGCAACACUCAAAACCACACAACGGAAACAAAAGACUACAACAACACUAACAAUAGUUUUCAAUUCCCAAGUCUCGCUCCCAGCAAACAUCCCUAUCCCACACUCCUACUAACUCCCUCUACCCGCAGAUCGCGCGAUGACUCACGUCCAAAAAGCAAGGAAUCCUCACCAACAACCGACAAAUACGAAGAUCUAAAGCGCACCGCCACGCAAGGCGUAACUUAUGACGACGACAAACGUCAUGCUGACGCCGAACAUAAAAAACGUGAGAUCUUUAUCAGCAUCGAGACGGAGCCGAACGAGCACGGUCGUUCACCCAUUUCACCCGACUCGCUGCGCAACAUGGUAGGCAAUCCACAGACAAUGGUCGAAGUUGAAGUCGACGGCUGUGACAACAAGUUCAGCAAGAUUAGUGAUGAUGAUGAGCAACUGCCGUCGGGGCAUCACGGCAGUAAAGGUAAAAUAGAAAAUACGAUGAUGCGCUGCACACCCUUCGCCACUGGCAAUCAUUUGCCUAACGUGCAGCUAAACAACGCCAAGAAUUUAAUACAGCGAAUGCAAAAUGACUUUCGGCAAAUGAGCGAAGAAGUGGGUGCCAACAUACGCCAGGCAAUGACCGGACUCAAUUCAACCGCGGGAAAUGCAUCGAUGUUGUAUGGUGGCGAAAAUGUUGCCAUGAGUGCGGGCGUUGAUGGGCGAGGUGGUACAUAUGUGCCACGCCACAGAAAUGCAUCGCCGCCACCAUCGGCAACAACCAUGGGCGCGGUGCCGCCAAUGUAUGCGGCCUCGGAAGAUGUCAGCGGUGAUGCGUGCGGCGACUCAGACGACAUGAGUAGCCUGGAUGGUUAUCCAAUUUCAUCGAAGUCGUCGCGACGUGGUGUCGGCUCCAAACUUAGCGCUGACUCUGCGUACGGGAGCCUCUCACGCCAGAGAUCCUCAGAGCUGUCGACCACACCGUAUCGCUGUACAGGCCGCAGCCGUCCCUCUACCAGCAGCUCUGUCUCCACCAACACUACGCCGCUGCCCACAUUGCUAGCCGAUGCGACAACACAACAUCAGCAACAACAACAACAGCAGUACCACUACCAACAGCAGCAGCAACAGCAACUGCCACAACAAAAUACGCAACUGUAUAAAUACGCGCCAGUGAAGACGCGUCCACGACGCAUUAGCGGCUCAUCAAGCAGUGAUAAUUCGGAUAGUUUGGACUGCAAUAUUAAAUAUAAGCAACAAUUGCAACAACAACAGCAACAGCAGCAUUACAGCGGUGUCGGCAAUAAGAAUAUCACCAGCAACAACAACAACAACAAUAACUACAUCAGCAAUCAUUAUGCGCCACAUCACAGCAACUUAAUGGGCAACAAUAAUCACAGCAUAAACAACAACUAUGACAGCUCGCUCAGUUCGCCGACUACGACGACAACAACAGGAAAGGCCACCACCAUCGCGCCUACAACUGCAGCCACGUUAACGGACGAAUUGCAGGCGGCAGUGACGGCCACAAAUAAGGGCCAAUACAGUUCGAGCAGCUCACUUUCGAGUACGAAUGCGGCAAUGAGCGCGAGUAUGAAAAUGUCGAAAUUCUGCCAUGAAUGUGGCGCUAAAUUUCUAGUCGAACAGGCUAAGUUUUGUAUGGAUUGUGGUGUUAGGCGCAUCGUACUCUAGAUGUGUAAUGUAGUUGUAGUUGUUGUAGAUGAGAAUUAUUCGCUUAGUCAUACACACAGUCACACGUAACACACAGGCCACACACACACAAACUCAUGUAUGCAUAGAUAACAAACAAGCUUUUAUAAAUAUUUAUACAUUUAUUAACAAUUUUUUUAAAAACAUAAGUGAAAUAUCGAGAAUCAACAAAGAAGAAGCAGAAAAAUCGAAGGCACAUCAAACAUCAAAAUGUGCACAAAAGUCACAAAAAUAAAUGCAUACAUACUCGUACGUAAAUUCAUAGCUGCUAAAAAAUUAUGAAAAUUUCUUCUUACACGCAGUCCAUUCAUUCCAUCGAUCAUCGUGCUUUACGCUUUUCCCAUUCGCUUAAUUUUCAUUACAAACUUGGCGAAGUAUGUAGCUAAAUCAUUGAGAGCAACAAAAAAUGGAAAUUUGUCAUUCCAAGUGGCAACACUAUUGAUAAAUCUGCUAAAACGAAAAAAAUUAAUACUUCAACAACAAAUCACAAAAGCAAGAAAAUAAAACUGAAAAAAUGGCAAAGCAAAAUAUAUUCAUGUAGAGAAAAUUUACUAAAUAUUUGAGAAAGAACUAAUGUAGAAGGAAGAAAAACUGGCGUAACUCACCAAGUACAUGUCAAGUAUGUUCGCACAUAGCAUAGGUAAAUAACAAACGUGCACAUAUGUUGCGGUAGUGCGCCUGCAAGUAGGCUUAGUAUACUUAGGAACUAUAUUUUGUGCGUAUACCAAAUUUUAUUUAACCUGCGCUUUAACUAAUUUAAUUUUACUAAAUGUAAAAAAUAAAGAAAAUUAUAUUUUAAAAUAAAACAAGAAAUAUUCAAAUUUUAA